CGGCCCUCCGCCGCCACACCGCCUCGGCCGCCACAGUGCCACACGCCGCCGGAGAGGGAGGACGCGCUUCCGUGCUCGCGUCAUCACCUUCAGCAUGGAGAGCAAGAUGGAAGACCUACCAAAACCACUGCUUGUGGCCUUUGGGAACCCACUUCUGGACAUGACAGCAGUUCUUAAGGACAGAAGUUUACAUGAUAAGUUUGGCCUUCCAGUUGAUGGACAACUUGAAGUCAGCAAUAAACAACGGGCAAUAUUCAGUCAGGUUAAGGAAAAUUAUCCUGUCGAGUACACGGCAGGAGGUUGCGCCCUCAACUCCUCACGGGUCUUCUCGUGGGUGUUGGGAGAGCCAGAGAGAGUUGUUUUUGUUGGUGGGAUUGGCAAGGACGAACAUGCAAGGAGACUCUCAACAAUCGUGCAACAGAGUGGAGUUGUUACCAGAUUUGUUGAAGUUGAAGAUCAACCCACGGGCACCUGUGUAGCUCUUGUACUUGGGGCUUGUCGCUGCCUCUGUGCUGAUAUUGGGGCUGCAAACACUUGUGAUCCGGAGCAUGUUUUUAAUUCCCGUCUGCUCCCGGUUCUUGAAAAAGCAGAGUACAUCUAUGUUGAGGGCUAUUUCAUCACACACAGUUUCCCUACAACUUUGCAGAUUGCCAAAUAUGCCCAGCAGCACAAGAAGACAUUUGUGUUCAAUCUCUGUGGCAGUUACGUCUGUGAAAACCAUCCCAAUGAGCUUACUGAACUCCUGCCGUAUGUAGACAUCCUCUUUGGCUACGUUGAAGAGUACAAAACCCUGGAUAAGUUUGUUGAUGUAGAAAAGGUCUCCCAGAGUCACUCCAAUUGCCCUGACAACAUUUCACAUGAUGUGCUACUGGUUUUAAGAGCACUCAGAGGGGAGGAAAAGAUUAUAAAGGAUAAGAACAAGGGUGCAGAGGAAGAUCACAAUGUACAAAAAAAUGGAAUUGUGGAAAAAACCAGCAAUCAUUCCAGUCUCACUAAUGGGGUUAUCAAUGGGUCCAAUGGAGAUGUGGUAAAUGGAGUUGGCAGUGGGAAGUUAAAUGGUUACAGCCACUGUGAUCAUGAUGUGAUGGUGGAGAGAGGGGCCAGCAAGCAGAAGCUGGUUGUUGUGACAAAAGGUCCAAGCCCUUUGCUUUAUGUGGAUAAUCACAUGGUAAGGGAGCGUUCCGUACCCCCGAUAUCUCCCAAGGACAUUAUAGACACCACUGGGGCAGGAGAUUCAUUUGUUGGGGGAUUCCUUGCUGCCCUGAGCAGAAGGCGAAAACUUACCCAUUGCCUAGAUUGUGGUACAUGGACUGCACAGAAGUUGUUACAGCAAAAGGGGUGCACAUUACCCACAUAUGCUGCUACAUUCCUGAGUGGGGAUUAAGAACACUUCACAGAGUUUGCCUGUGUUUUCUCAGAUUGAUACUUCCAGUAAAGUCUCCUGCAUCUGCUAUAUCAUGUUGCUGUUCUUAAGGUUUAGAGGGCGAUACUAUGCAGGUCACAGAUGGAAAGAUGAAUCCCAUUAGGUUGUACUGAAGUCAGAGCAGGAAGAUACUGUUAUCCACAUAGGUAAUGACUCUAGAAAAUGUAGUA
Messenger RNA from Penaeus monodon (black tiger shrimp), 1593 nucleotides. Its product is annotated as adenosine kinase-like. The record is from RefSeq and is a predicted model, not a curated record. Gene Ontology annotation, biological process: purine ribonucleoside salvage. Lineage: Eukaryota; Metazoa; Arthropoda; Malacostraca; Decapoda; Penaeidae. The coding region runs from base 95 to 1384 and encodes 429 amino acids. Gene Ontology annotation, molecular function: adenosine kinase activity. Gene Ontology annotation, cellular component: cytosol; nucleus. The transcript is spliced from 5 exons.